GACGUCCUGCCAGGAGCUGUCACUUGCCGCAGACGUGUGUCAAAAACGGCGAAAGGGAUAUCUUUUGGUUCAUUCGCUGCAAUCAAAGUAGACUUGGUGCGCAUUUGGAGCGGGCAUCGUCACGCAAUUCCCCCUGAGAUUGAAUUGUGCCAAGAAAAUUGAAGCUGAAGGUAGGAAAAUAGCACAUUUUUGUGCGUUCCAAGCGCAGCAACAUCCAGAGCACGAACCGGCACAAAUCAGCACCCGCAGCACCUAACCUGCCAAUAGUUUUACAUAUUCCCUGUUCUAGUUUUAACUCACUUGUGCUUAUUGCUAGCUGAGACUGUAGAUUCUGUUUUCUGGCUGAACGCGCGUGGGAACACUAUCGGCGAUCUUGCGUACGGCCGUCCGGUGCUCAGACCGCCGGUGCGCGUGUUUGUUUACGUGCGCCCGUAUCGCAUCGAUCGGCAAUAGGCGGAGCAGGUUAAUGACUGCAGCUAGCGACCGGAGCUGUAUUAUUGACGGUUCCACCGGAAUGGGGAUGUUUACCAACAAGGAAACGUUGCACCUGAUCGAGUGUGUGCGAAGGAAACCGAAGCUGUGGCAUCGACAGUACCUGCGCAAACGAGUAUCGUCCUGCGUGGCCGAAUGGGAUGAUAUCCAGCAGAACGAAUUUCCCGGGUACACGGUUCCUCAACUGAAGGUGCGCUGGAAAACGAUGCGCGAUUGCUUCCGGCGUGAAUCGAAGCGGCUCGAGUCGGGUGACCUUACCGCGAGCCGCUGGCCCCUGUACGACCAUAUGAAGUUUCUGGAUGGACACUUUCGGCUUAACGUUCGGCACAGGGUAUCAACGGCGUUUGCCAGGCGGAAUGUUACAUUGACCGCGUCGAAAGAACCGAUUAAGGCUAGCAUUAAGAGGGAAGAAGUCGCUCAACACGUUCCGUCACCAACCUGCACCGAGCAGGGAAGCGAAAUGUUAGACGAACACAGCGGUAGAUUAAUCGUUGUCGAAGCGGAGGAUGCGCCGCCGGUUGGCAUUAGUGAGGUGACCUACUGUAACAAGUUUCGGUCACGUCUUCGCUCCGAUCCCAUCUCCCCGGAGGGUGGUGGCGAGGGGUGGAACGCACACGGGCAUGACACUACCGACAGCCAGUUUUUGAUGAGCUUGGUACCGUUUCUGAGCGUGUUACCGAUGGAUAAAAAUUUGGAAAUUCGUCUCAAGGUGUUGCAGCUGAUAGCACAUGCGACGCAAAGCUUGAAUGGCUCGGAAAGGAAGUAGGAAGAAGAUUGUAAACGACCCGAAUUUAAACGGAAUUAUUUUACUAUAUUAGUGCAACGAGUUGUACGCAGUUGGGUGGUAGAAACAUGUGGG
This is a messenger RNA of Anopheles stephensi (Asian malaria mosquito), 1351 nucleotides long. RefSeq lists its product as uncharacterized. Gene Ontology annotation, molecular function: DNA binding. The record is from RefSeq and is a predicted model, not a curated record. Gene Ontology annotation, cellular component: nucleus; transcription regulator complex. Gene Ontology annotation, biological process: regulation of transcription by RNA polymerase II. Lineage: Eukaryota; Metazoa; Arthropoda; Insecta; Diptera; Culicidae. Bases 467 to 1258 code for a protein of 263 amino acids. The transcript has 4 exons.